Rhopalosiphum maidis (corn leaf aphid) is the source of this 6903-nucleotide messenger RNA. Its product is annotated as A disintegrin and metalloproteinase with thrombospondin motifs 20-like. Gene Ontology annotation, molecular function: zinc ion binding; metalloendopeptidase activity. The coding region runs from base 1 to 5631 and encodes 1876 amino acids. Gene Ontology annotation, cellular component: extracellular matrix. The transcript is spliced from 27 exons. The record is from RefSeq and is a predicted model, not a curated record. Gene Ontology annotation, biological process: proteolysis; extracellular matrix organization. Lineage: Eukaryota; Metazoa; Arthropoda; Insecta; Hemiptera; Aphididae.
AUGAGCCCGAAAACGUCGGUCCGGACGCCGACGGCCAAGUGGCCAAUGAUCGUGGCGCUGUCCGUCAUGUCGGCCGCCAUCCUCGUGGCCGCGAUCGCGUGGACGGCAACCGGCCAUCUGCAAGGGACGUCCACCGAACGUUUCGACGGCACGGUCACCGAAUUGGUCAUCGCCGUAAACGACACGGUCGCCACUGACUUCGACGACGUUUCGCAAUCCGAUGAAACUCGAACGAUAUCUAUGGUUCCCGAGUUCCUUAGAAAAAAAUCAUCAAUGGUCGAUUUGUCGGAUGCUAGCCGGUUUGAACGAGAAUACGUUAAGCCAGUAAAGUCAAUACCUGAUUCAUUGCAUACACACGAUAUACUUUAUGGCGGUGACCAAAAUAGGCUCGACAGAGAAAAACUUGUUAAACACCAUUCUGGACAAUAUCGACAUAAAACAGCAUUUAUUUGGGAUCCUCAUCCUCAAUACAAGUUUACAGCAUUUGGACAUCUAUUUCAUUUAGUGCUUAUUCAAGACUCUAAAUUCGUGUCUCCUGAUAUUAAAAUUACUCGCAUGAAGCAGAACGAAUCUUGGAGAGAACCACCCAAUGUGAAGGUUAAUGGGUGUUUUUAUUCGGGAAAUGUUUCUGGUGAACCUGGUUCAAUCGUUGCCGUAAGCCUUUGCGACGGAAUUACAGGAUACAUUCGCACAACUAGCGGUAAUUACUUUAUAGAGCCUGCAGAGACAACAGAAAACCACGUAACUCCGGCAUUACACAGCAUUUACCGAUCCGGUCAGUUGGCCGAGGGUGACAAGUCGCCCGGACAAACGCAACGAUCGCAUCAACCGGAGAAAAAUUGCGGAGUACAAGACAAUGAAGGCACUAGUGAUUUGGAUACAAUAACUGACGAAUAUAGUGCCACCGCUGAAGUUAAACCAUUUAUUGUUGACAGCAGUACGAAUAGUUUAACAGAAAACGAUAUAUUUUUGAGUUCUACUAGUCUACCAAACACACAAAAACUUAGGAAGAAGCGAUCGUUGACUUCAGAAUACGUCGUAGAAUUGAUGGUCGUCGCGGACAAGAAAAUGGCUGACUACCACGGAAAGGAGCUUCACAAUUACGUACUUACCCUUAUGUCGAUCGUUUCAAAAAUAUAUAAGGACAAGAGCAUAGGGAAUCCGAUGCAUAUAGCCGUGGUUAAGUUGGUCGUCUUGAGAGACGUGCAUUUUGUCGAAAACCGUAACCGAUUGGGCGGCAUUGCAGCUGCAGACAUGUUGCACAAAUUUUGUGAAUGGCAAAUUCACCACAACGAUGAGAGUGAUGCCAGCGCGAAUCACCACGAUUCCGCACUACUAUUAACCAGAGAACACGUCUGUCGAAAUCAUAAUCCGAAAAAAUGUGAUAACACCCUGGGAUUGGCACAGUUAGGCACUAUGUGUAAUGUUAAUAGUUGUGCAAUCGUACAGGACAAUGGACUCAGCGCUGCGUUUACAAUUGCCCACGAAUUGGGACACGUAUUGAGUAUGCCACACGACGACGAUAAUAAAUGUAAAGAUUUUGGACAGAAAGACGGAAUGCAUAAUGUCAUGUCAAGAAUGUUGGAUCACAAUUCGCAUCCGUGGACCUGGUCGACUUGCAGUAGACAUUUUUUGACCGAGUAUUUGGAGGCUGGAAACGGCAAAUGCCUUCAAGAUGAUCCCAGCAAAGAUUAUCUUGAAAUCGAAAACCAGACUCACGAAACACAUUUUGCCGGUGAAAAUUAUUCGGGAGACAAACAAUGCGAGUUUAUUUACGGGCCUGAAUCAAAAUUAUGUUCUUAUAUGCCGGUGUGUCAGAGAUUAUGGUGUACAACUAGUUCCGGUGAGAAAGAUGGCUGCCGCACACAACAUAUGCCUUGGGCCGAUGGAACACAAUGCUGGAACAGUAAAAACUGGUGUCAGCAAGGAAAAUGUGUGCCUAAAGAUCGAAAUGCGUUAAAACCAGUCGAUGGUGGUUGGGGGCCUUGGCAACCUUAUGGUGAAUGUACGAGAACAUGCGGUGGAGGUGUGAAGAAGAGUUACAGAGACUGUACCGACCCGCCGCCGUCAAAUGGCGGAAAAUAUUGUACCGGAAAACGUGUCCGAGUGCGGAGUUGUGCGACGAACGACUGUCCGCCGGGCACUCCGGAUUUCCGCGGUGAACAGUGCGCAAUGUUUAAUAACCAUACAUUCAACAUAGCAGACCUCGAGCCAAAUGUUCAGUGGCUCCCAAAGUACGGAGGAUACGACGAAGAACGGUGCAGGCUGUUCUGCCGCGUGGCCGCGUCCACCGCGUACUAUCAGCUAAAGGAGAAAGUGGUGGACGGUACGCCGUGCGCUCCGGACAAGUACGACAUAUGCGUAAACGGCAUGUGCGAGAAGGCUGGCUGCGACCACGCGCUGGGCUCGGACAGCCAGCUGGACCUGUGCGGCGUGUGCGGCGGCAACAACUCCAGUUGCCAGCAGGUGGUCGGCACGCACAACAGCAGCUCGCCGAACGGCUACUCCAAAGUGUUGCGCAUCCCGGCCGGGUCGUCCAACCUGGACAUCCGGCAGCACGGCCACAACGGGUCCAGCAAGGACGACAAUUACCUGGCCCUGGUGGACAGCGCCACCGGCGAGUACGUGCUCAACGGCAACUACGUGCUGAGCACGUUCAACAAGAUCAUCGUGUACGGCGGCACGGCCAUCGAGUACAGCGGGUCGGACGCGCCCGUCGAGCGCAUCAACUCGUCCAGGCCGCUCAACAAGGACGUCACCGUCGAGUUGUUGUCGAUUGGAAACUCGUACGCUCCGGAUAUUGUAUACCAAUACACUGUGAUGCGAGACGAACGGGACGUCUACGUGUGGGCAUUGACUGAUGAAUGGGGACAGUGCGAUAAGAUAUGUUCCGGUGAACAGACGAAGAUUUACGUGUGCGUCAGAAAAGAAACCGGCGAAGAAGCCCGAGGUUAUUGUAGCGAACACGAUGUACCCCGCACGAAAAAGCAACCGUGCAAUCUCCACUGUACCAUCAAAUGGAAGACUGUAAGUCUGUCUGAAUGUUCCGCUCAGUGCGGCCCGGGCACAAGGACGCAGAGCGUUGUGUGCGUUCAGGAGUACGAUAAACGAGCACCUUCUCAAAUUGCAGACACUAUGUGUUCUCAUUUACCAAAACCUGCUAAUACUAUUCCCUGUGACGGAAAAUGUUUGGAAUCGAGAUGGUCGUUUACAGAAUGGACUCCCUGUUCAAAGACCUGCGGGUCAGGCGUUCAACACAGGGAAGCACACUGCGUGAAUGACAAUGGUGAAUCGAGAGACGAAACGUCGUGUAAUGACAGUGAGAAAAUAAUUACAAGAGUGUGUGGGACAGAUAAAUGUCCCCAGUGGUCCGCCGGAGAAUGGUCAUCGUGCUCGGUGACUUGUGGUGAAGGACAAAUUGAGCGUUCCGUAUGGUGCCGUAUGGACAACGGUAGAGUGUUAGCUUCAGAAUAUUGUGGUUCAAAUAUGCCAGCCACUAAAGAAACGUGUUCAAUGAAACCAUGUCCAGCUUGGACAACUGGUCUUUGGUCUCAGUGUUCCGUUACAUGUGGCGUUGGAAUAGUGAGACGUAUGGUGCGAUGUAAUGUACCAGAUGAAUCUGCAUGUGCACUGAUCGCGAAACCACUCGAAGAAGAAAAAUGCAUUUUACACCCAUGCCCAGCAGGUGUAGACGAUGAAAUAUAUGAAAAUGAAAUUCUGAGUAAUGGCGGUGCACAUGACACAAAAUUUAUACAGAGCAACAAGUUCUAUACAUGGCGAACAGACCAUUGGUCAAGUUGUUCAGCUUCAUGCGGUAACGGUUAUAGAAGGCGAACUAUUGACUGCAUAAAUACGAUCAGCGCCAAGCCAGUUUCGUGGAACCUUUGUAAAGCAAAGAACCAACCGAAACGCGUCGAAUUGUGCAUCGCUCCGAUGUGUGUUACCUGGCGGGCCGACGAAUGGAAAGAAUGUUCGGCUGAAUGCGGAAAAGGUUUUGAGGAGCGCGAGGUGACUUGUGUUUCCUCGGUCAGUGGUAAACUCGUGGACGAAACCCAUUGCGUAGUGCAUAAAGAAAAACCGGAAGCCCGAAGGUUGUGCGAGAGCCAUAAAAGCUGUAAGCCGGUGUCGACAUGGAGAACUGGACCGUGGGGAGAAUGCUCGGAAGUAUGCGGAGGAGGCAUAAAAGAAAGGAAAGUGGUAUGUCAACCAUUUGACGGAACAAGAGAACUAUUUGACGAAGAAAUGUGCGUGGAUUCUAAACCGUCAUCUUCAAUUCCGUGUAACGAACAUCCGUGUAAAGGUCAACCGUCAUACGUCACAAUAGCCUGGAACUUCGGGGAGUGGUCAAAGUGUAACGUCACGUGCGGCAAGGGACACCAACAUCGGCAGGUGCAGUGCCAGAACAACGACGGUUCCAUACUGGCGGCCGCGCAGUGCGACGGCCUGGAAAAACCGGCGGCCGUGCAACCGUGCCGGACGUUCGUGCCGUGCGCCAAACCGACGACUGCGGCCGCGGUCAGCACGACGACGGCGGCCGUCGCGACGACGACGACAACGGCGGCCACCGCGGCGACGGCGUACAGAUGGAAAACGUCGCAGUGGUCGGCCUGUUCGGUGACGUGUGGCCCGGGCACGCAGAACAGGCGGGUGAGCUGCCGGCGCCACCACCACGGCGCCGAUCCACAGGGCAGGGACACGGCGGCCGACGACCGGCGGUGCGAGGCGGCCGUGGGCCGACCGCCGGCCGCGCAGAGGCCAUGCCCGCAACAGCGGCCGUGCGUCUCGGCGACGUCGGUGGCAGCCACGACUGCCGUCGACGAUUACGGCUGGCUGCCGGACGAGUGGCGCGAGUGUUCGCACACGUGCGGCAAGAAGGGCCGGCAGACGAGGCGGGUGUUCUGCUUCCACAGGGCGGCCGCCAAGAAGGUGCGCCGCAAGCACUGCGACUGGGCCGCCCGUCCGCCCCGGAAGCGCAAGUGCAACCAGCGCCGGUGCGCCGGUCACGCGUCUUGCGCCGACGUCCUGCAGAAACAUUCGCUGCAUGCCAACGUGGCCGCCGUCCUCGAGGACAAGGAGUACGUGAUCAACGUGCUCGGGCGCAACGUGUCCGUCUACUGUCACGGCAUGCGAUCCGGCAAUCCCGUCGAGUAUCUGACCUUGUCCAAGGACACCGAAAACUAUUCCGAGAUCUACGAACAGAGACUUAAAGAACCGAGCACGUGUCCGUUCAACGGCGAACGCCGUCCAAACUGUCCGUGUGACAACGUGCCUGUGCCGUCGUCCGGACUGACAGUGUUCACGAAGAUCCGUUUAAACAUCACUUCGUUAAGAGUCGAUUCAAAGGAUUAUACAUUCUCCAAACAAAUCAAAGGCAAACCCGUACCAUUCGGCGAGGCCGGUGAUUGUUAUAGUAACUCGAAGAGGGGUUGUCCGCAGGGCAGGUUUAGCAUCGACUUGUCAGGCACCGGCAUGAGAAUAUCGCAUGAUACCACUUGGGUGGGCAAAGGGUCGAAUACGUCAUUUUGGGUGAACAAGAUAGAGGAUAACACGAAAAUAGCCGGCAGAUGCGGUGGUUACUGCGGUACGUGCGUGCCGACUCAAGGGUUAAUAUUGGACGUGGUAACACCAUAACAACACAAUAAUACUAUAUAUUAUUGUUUAUGAAAUUAAAUUAAAUUAAUUUAAUAUUAUAUUAUGCGGCCAAAAGCGAUCACGGUUGUACGUGGCGAUCAUCGAACACAGUAUUAUUAUUAUUAUCACUAUUAUAUUAUAUUAUUACGCAUACCUAUUAUAAUAAUGUAAUAUUAAUAAUAUGUCUGACGGAGAAUACUCUGAUUACACGUACGGCGUUCACGAUAUUAUUAUUAUUUAUUAUUAUUAUCGUCAUGAUUAUUACUAUUAUAGUUUUAUGACAUCGAUUACCAAAACGGUCUGGAAAAGUGGAGACACAUUUCGGACCGAAUAAGUAGGGCCAUAAAACUAGGAUAUAUUAUUUUUUAUUUACACAGUUCGUUUUUAUUUUUUCAUCAUUACUAGCAAAGACUACGGCGUGCCAUUUAUAUCCAUUAAUAUUAUUUUAUUAUUAUUAUUAUUAUUUUAAUUUUUACCACCUAUUAACUAUACUAAUAGUGGAUAAUCGCGUUUUUAUAAUUCACAAUCCCGAUAUUUUUUUUUUUUUAAGUUAAACAAUAAUUAUUGAAGAAGUUUUUUAAUCGGUCUGUUAUUUACGCAAUUAUACAAAAUCAAUUACUGCUUCAAACGAUCGGAAUGCUUUUUCCGUUAUAACACUACUUUUUUUCAAGUCAAUCAAAUUUGAUUGCACAUGAUUUUUAAAAACUAUAUAGACCGUGUACAUAUUUAUCCACUCAAUACCGUUUUUUAAAACAAUAUAGGUAAUAUAGUAUAAGAAUUCAAAAUAUAAUUGUAGAUUAAGAUAAAUUUGUCCCUAAUAACUAUAAUUAUUAAGUGUAUUAACUAAGUACCUAACUAUAGUUUUGACGAGUUUCAAUUGCAUAUAAUUAAGUCAUUUAAAGUCGGUCUAUGUGUGUUCAAUUUAAUUUAAUUUUUGUACAUUUUCCAUGUUAUUAAAAUAUAGUAUGUGUGCAUGUGCCUAUACCACAAUAAAAAAGGCAUAUUAUUUGUAAUAAUUAUAAAUGGUCAGUAUUAAGAACGAUAUUUUAAUCUGAUACGAACAAAGACUUCCUUUUUAUUUUAUUUAUUAUUUUUUUUUUUUAUUUUUACUAUUUUAUUUUUUUUUUUUUUUUGUUGAUCUCUAGUCAUAACAUUUUCGUGGUGUUUAAACCACAUUAACAUAAUAUUAUAUGCAUAGGUAUAUACAUAGAUAUAAUUAUUUAAAUAUAUAGCUAAAUUUUAUACGUUUCCUUAUACAUAAUUGAUUUUAUA